This is a messenger RNA of Spirodela intermedia, 2793 nucleotides long. The record is from the annotation of a GenBank genome assembly. NCBI's taxonomy places the organism in Eukaryota, Viridiplantae, Streptophyta, Magnoliopsida, Alismatales, Araceae.
AUGCGGUGGCGGUGGAUCGUCGUCCUGGUCCUGUCCGUCCUCGACGCCGUCGCGACCUCCCCUACGGCUUCUUCUUCUUCUUCUUCUGCGGCCAAUCCCUCCUACUCCGACCACUGCGGCUCCGUCGUGCCGGAGUCCGUCGCCGACGGCGGGGACACGGAUCCGCACGGCUCCCUCCUGAUCCGUGACGGAUUCUUCAAAGGCGGGGACGAGAUCCUCGCGCGGGACGAUUCACCCGCACUCUCCCUCCCCAGAUCGGUCACUUUCCGCCCCCGGGAGCUGCACAGGACGCGGCAGCCCGGCGUCAUCGGCAUCAAGGGUAGCCUUGUCUUCCGAGGAGGAGGCGUCUCCUUCGUGCGCAGGAACUUCACCAGGGGUCGAGGUCUGUUCCGCGUUGUGCGCCCUCGGGGCCCUGGCGUCCUCAAUCGAGGGAGGCGGGUGAGGUUCAAUUUGUCGGGGUUCUGGUCCGAGGCAUCCGGGAAGCUGUGCAUGGUGGGAACCGGCGUCUCGCUCUCCGCAGUGGGUAAGCUCCUCGAUCUCUCUGCUGCUGUGAAGCUCCAUUACCCCAAGCAUUCAAGCAUCAGCAACGUCUUGGUGACCGGCACCGUGGAGAGCUUGGAUUCCCCUGGAAGCCCCGGCCACUUUAGUCCCAUAUCCUUACUGGCUUACUCACAGAGGACCUACGAGUAUACUCUGCUUCCCCAAGCUGAGAAAAUGAGCUCUGAUGUUCUUCACCAUGAGAGGUCUCUCCCAUUAGGAGCAGGUGAUAGCUUGUGUUCCAUACUGUCCAGGUUCUCCAACGGGCUUAGACUGUUUCACAGGUCUGAUUGCCACGGUGGGGGUUGCAGUCCUCUGAGUGGGGAUUUUGCCCAGCCAAGCUACCUCUCCCUGGGAGAAGUCCACUGCUCGGAUGAUGGGAAUGUCCACAUGUAUGUUGCCUUCUCAGACAGUCAAUCCUUCAGGUACCCACCUCUCUUAAACCCUGAGAAGAUCCUGGUUGCAGAAGGGUUCUGGGAUCAUCAGAGGAACCAUCUCUCUGCCGUGGCUUGCCCAGUGCAGAACCCUGAGCACUCUGUGGUGGAUGCUCACGUUGGGGACUGCACAGCGGUGCUGGGACUGUGGUUCCCUGGGGUGCUUUCCAUUGAGAACAGGAGCCCACUGGUUGGGCAAAUCUGGAGCAGCCGGAACUCGACUGAUCCUUUCCACUUGGAGCUGGUGGAGUUCCGGGCUCUAGACAGUAACAUGCAUCCCGUUUCUGGUCUGAAGUAUGAGUACACAAAGGCUGACCUCGCGAGGAGAUCUUGUGGAAGUGAUAGUGCCAGGAACAGGCGUGGGAGAGUCUACCCUGAUGCAAAGGCCAUGAUAGAGCUUACAUUUGAUAUGGGUCUAAGAAGCUCUGAUGGCACAGUAGCCUGGGCAUAUGCACAUCCUGUAUCUAUAGGGGAUGCAGUGUGGGGGAUCAUCUAUGGGGAUGCUACUGUGAGAUUUCGUUCUAGUCCAGUUGUUGCUGCAGAGAAUAGGGUUUUGAAUGUAAGCUACACAAUUAGUGGUGCCUUUAUUAAUGGGUCGUCAGGCAUGAAUAGGGCAAAAAACAUACUGGCAGAAGGGAUUUACAGUGAGGAAACAGGCAAGCUCUGCUUGAUAGGCUGUCUAGAUGUUUCUGAUUCAAUGGGUGAAAUGCAUGAAAGGAAGAUGAGCUCCAUGGAUUGCAGGAUUCUCAUUGAAAUCCAGCUUGCUCCUUUGAAUCCGGAGGCAGGGGCGCAUGUCAGUGGCACCAUAAGGAGCAUGAGAAACGAGUCUGAUCCUCUUCACUUCAAGCCCUUAGAGAUUUCUUCCAAUAUCAUGUAUAGGAAACAGGCAGCAGAGUCAAUAUGGAGGAUGGAUGUUGAAGCAGUGGUGGUUCUUAUGUCUCUUUCUCUUUCAUGCGUUUUCAUAGGGUUGCAGCUGUUCCACGUCAGGGAGCACCCUAGCACCCUUCCCUCCACAUCAAUCACCAUGCUUGUGUUACUCACCUUCGGUCACAUGAUACCAUUAAUGGUGAAGUUUGAGGCCUUUUUCUUCGCUAACCAUGAUCAACAAAAUGGUUUCCUAGGGAGUAGCGGGUGGCUGGAAGUGAAUGAGGUCGUGGUGAAGCUUAUAACCAUGGUUGUAUUGGUGUUGCACCUUCGAUUAGUGCAGUUGGCAUGGUCUGCAAGAUCUGGGGUGGAUACCAAAAAGGGUUUGUGGUAUGCAGAGAGAAGGGCUCUCCAGUUCUGUCUGCCUUUUUACUUCAUCGGACUGCUGAUUUCUUGGCUUGUUCAUCUGAGAUCCUACAAAGCUAAAAUGGCAAGGCCACAUUUCCUCUACGAGCCACGGAGUUCACUUUGGGCAGAUCUCACAUCCUACGCUGGCUUAUUACCUGAUGGUUUCUUACUACCUCAGAUUCUGCUCAAUGUAUUCUGGAGCCCUAAGGAGAAGGUUCUCAUUCCUGCAUUUUACGUUGGAAAUACCAUGGUUAGAGCAAUGCCUCACAUAUAUGAUGCAUAUAGAGCCAGUCACUAUGUGCCCCACAUAGAUUCUUCCUACUUUUUUGCUAGUAGUGCCCAGUGGGAUUUUUACUCGUCCUCUUGGAAUAUUAUCAUUCCUUGUGGAGGGGUUCUGUUUGCUGUUCUUCUUUAUUUUCAGCAGCGGUUUGGUGGGAGUUGCAUCCUCACAGCAAGAUUCAGAAACCCAGGUGGAUAUGAGAUAAUAUCCAUGGUAAAUAAUUCUACAGCACUGCAAACCUUUUCUACAGAGUUGAAAAUCUUUCAAUAG